UAUUUAUUGUGGAAUUUAAUUUUUGUUUUUUCUUCUAGUAUUGAAAACCGGUGCAUCAGGCAUGAUAGCCUACAGAUUUCAAACGAAGGACGGUGGAUGGCAGUGGCUGCAGACCAGCUCCAGACUGGUCUACAAAAACUCGAAACCAGACUUCGUGCUCAGUACUCAUCGACCUCUCAUGGAGAAGGAAGGUAGAGACCUGCUCGGCAAACGAUGGACUUUAAGGUGAGCUAUUUGGACGCCGGAUUGACCAACAGCUACUUUUCUGACAGCGAUACUCUGACAAACAGCGCCCCAAAGAGUGAACAAGCGAUACAAGACGCAGAUGCGGGACUUCUUCUCAACGUGCCGCAGCAAGCGUCUUAAACUUUCCACUCAGGUCGGUCUCGCCGUCAGUGACUCCGUAAAAAAUAAAGUUAAAGAGAGCGGUAUAUAUUUAGAGAUUCUUUUCCAUACUUUUUUCGAAUCAUCGCAUUAUUUAUUAACUAUAAUGUGUAAGACAUAUCAGGCGCGUUGAACUAACGCUCCCCGAAAUGUUAAGAAUAAUAAGCAAAUAAUUCCGUUUCUUACGCGUUUUUCUUCUUAACGCGUCAUACACUUUAUAUGUUCAUACAUACAAGAUAUAUGUGUCUACAUUCUCAACAUAAUCGAAGUAUCGGAUGCAAAGAUUAGGCAAGUACUAUAUUCAAUGAAUAAAUUGCAUGAAUUACUGUCCUCUGAUAAUACACUAGUCGCACAUUUUGAAAUAAUAAUUAACUUAAUGAAUAAAAUGUAUUGAAAAAAAACACAUAGAAGAGUGCAAAAGCUACAUUACUUUUUUUUCUAACUGAAAAAGUAAAAAUAAAAUUUCAAAAUGUCUCAGAUAUUUUGUUGCAUUCUUUCAACCAAGUUAGACUCUGAUACGCGAUAUUUGUAUCCUGAUCUUUGAUUAUCUUCAAGCCCCCCUCUACUUUGAUUGACUUUGUAACUAAACGCUGCUCAAGAUAACGUCGAAACUUAUUAGUAUCAGAUAUAUCCUUGCCUUGCAAAUCACGCGUAAAUUAUGCGUGAAAUAUUUAUAGAAUGAUAGUCUCGAAAACUAGAUUGUACUGUAAAAAAAUUUGUUUGAUACAAACAUCGCUGCUUUUCAGUAUUAAACUUUAAUUUGCUAAAGUCCCGAUGUCUUCUUCAUGUAUUUGUAUAUUUCUGCGAAAUACACUAUAAUUUUUAAGAUGUAUUUUUUUUAAGAGUUA
This is a messenger RNA of Solenopsis invicta (red fire ant), 1232 nucleotides long. Its product is annotated as aryl hydrocarbon receptor-like. Lineage: Eukaryota; Metazoa; Arthropoda; Insecta; Hymenoptera; Formicidae. The transcript is spliced from 2 exons. The record is from RefSeq and is a predicted model, not a curated record. Bases 62 to 229 code for a protein of 55 amino acids. Gene Ontology annotation, molecular function: protein binding.